UCUUUAAGAGAUCAGUCUCCUUAAGUGUUAACUGAAAAGAGGCCAAAGAACGACUGUACACUACCACAGCCACUAUGAGAGUACCUGCCACCAUUCUAUUUUCUUUUAUUCUACUCGGGACGGAUUUGCUGAGCUCCACUCGAGGGGAGAUGUUCACUGCUCUUAUACACAUGGAGGGACUACAAGAUAUAGAGAGGAACCUCCUAUCGCAACUGCACAACUAUAUAGCUAAAGAAAAAGAAAAACUUAAAGUAUUAGAGAGUUUUGCCAAACGUGUGGAGGGAGCACUAGAUACAAUGGGUGGAGAUAUAGCUCAGCAUUUGCAUGAUCCAGUGAAUGCAUUUCAACUCACCAAUCGUUUCACUAAUGGCUGGAUGAAGAUGCAUGAGAUUGUGUACUCAGACAAUGGGCAAGAUUUCAUGGCUAAUAUUUCAGUCAAUCGCCAUUCGUUUCCAACCGAAGAGGAUUAUUCUGGAGCCAUGACAGCUUUGAGAAGACUCCAGGAUACCUAUCGUCUCAAACCGACUAACAUUGCCCAAGGAAAACUAUCAGACAAAGGACUACCAAUGUCCAGCUUUGAUUGCUAUACAAUUGGCAAGAAGGCAUACAAUGAGAAGAACUGGAGGCAUACAAGGGACUGGAUGUUAGCUGCUCUUGAGAGGUUUGACGAGGAAGGAGGUGAUCCAACUGGUACCGUUGACAUUCCCAGUAUAUACGAUCACCUGUCUUUUGCUGAAUAUAGUCUUGGUAACAUUAAGAAAGCUUCACAGUAUACUCGUGAACUAUUGCAGCAUGAUCCUUCACAUGAGAGAGCAAUCAGUAACAGAGAGUACUUUAAUAGAGUAUCAAGGGAAGAACCUGAUAAAUUCGUAGACCACGAGGGUGUACUUGACGAUGAGAGCGAACAUGCCGUAUAUGAGAAACUCUGUCGUGAACCAGCUCCAAUUCCAUCUCACUUACACAAGAAGCUUAUCUGUUACUAUUUUAAUAACAAACGCAACCCAAGGCUUAUUCUUAGCCCAAUAAAGACUGAGGUUGCCUUUGUUAAGCCGAAGAUAUACAUAUUCUAUGACAUUGUCACUGAUAGAGAAAUUGAGAGACUUAAAGAACUAGCUAAUCCAAAGCUUAAUAGGGCAACAGCCACUAAUGUUGUAACAGGCAUUGAUGAGCCAGUUGAGUAUCGGAUCAGUAAAAGUGGUUGGCUCUCAGGUAGUGAUGAUCCAUUGGGCUAUGUCGAUCGUAUUGACCAGCGCAUUGAAGACGUUACUGGACUUACAAUGUCCACUGCAGAGCAACUUCAAGUGGUUAAUUAUGGUAUUGGUGGACAGUAUGAACCACAUUAUGACUUUGCUAGGACUGGAGAAGAUACAUUCACCAGUUUAGGUAGUGGCAACAGGAUAUCAACACUCCUUAUUUAUAUGAGUGAUGUAGAAAAAGGCGGAGCAACUGUUUUUCCUGGAGUAGGAGCCAGACUUGUCCCAAUAAAGCGUGCUGCAGCUUAUUGGUGGAACCUUAAGAGAUCGGGUGAUGGUGAUUACUCCACUCGUCAUGCAGGCUGCCCUGUACUUGUCGGCUCUAAAUGGGUUUGCAAUAAGUGGAUUCACGAAAGAGGUCAAGAGUUCAGGAGACCUUGUGGCCUCUCUCGAGAUGUUUGAUGUGAUAUGUUUUAUAAUAACAAUAAUAAUGAUGAUGAUGACAAUUAAUAGCAACAAUAAUAAUUAUCAUUUUAUUCUUUCUUUCAAUAACAUUGUGAUAACAAAAAAUACUGCACCGUCUUUGUGUGGAUCCACUUUA
Amphimedon queenslandica is the source of this 1794-nucleotide messenger RNA. Its product is annotated as prolyl 4-hydroxylase subunit alpha-2-like. Gene Ontology annotation, cellular component: endoplasmic reticulum. Bases 75 to 1655 code for a protein of 526 amino acids. The record is from RefSeq and is a predicted model, not a curated record. NCBI's taxonomy places the organism in Eukaryota, Metazoa, Porifera, Demospongiae, Haplosclerida, Niphatidae. The transcript is spliced from 13 exons. Gene Ontology annotation, molecular function: iron ion binding; L-ascorbic acid binding; protein binding. Gene Ontology annotation, biological process: peptidyl-proline hydroxylation to 4-hydroxy-L-proline.